Penicillium oxalicum is the source of this 567-nucleotide messenger RNA. RefSeq lists its product as uncharacterized. The transcript is spliced from 2 exons. The coding region runs from base 1 to 567 and encodes 188 amino acids. NCBI's taxonomy places the organism in Eukaryota, Fungi, Ascomycota, Eurotiomycetes, Eurotiales, Aspergillaceae. The record is from RefSeq and is a predicted model, not a curated record.
AUGCAAUACCACGAGGAGGAACGUCUGGCGUUUCGUCUUGAGUUUCGGAAGAGUGAGGUGCUCAACCGUGAGGUCAAGAAACCAUCCUCGUGUGAUGAACGUCCCUGCAUCUUCGGACUUUCCGUCUUCUCCUCUUUUUGGCUUCUCUCCCACCUCCUCACGGCCAGAGGUUCCGCCACCACUGCUGCCCCGAAUGUCAUUGGCCUCCGUCUCGGCGGGUUAGCGCCGGCUGAAGUGAUGAAAGAUGCAUCGCGAGGAGUAGCGGAGGCCAACGAGGCCCUCAUGUGGAUGCUGACUGGCUGCAAGUCCCACUGUGACAAGCUUGGCCGAUUCUCCAACGCAACCAGUCACACCCGAGGAUCAACAAGCCCUAAAAGUGCAGAGCUGCAUCCUGCAUCUGGCACCAGCGUCGGAUCUCCAAUCAUUGCCCCGGUUGCUCAUGUGCGAUCGUGCACUCGGCGCUUACUUUGGCAUGGCUGGAGUGAUAUACGGCCAUGGACUGCAGUGCUGCCCCUCUGCGUUCCCGUCGCGGAAGACGGCCCCGGAGCUGCUCAGACUGCUGCGUGA